CAAAAAGCGGAACAGCUGUUUGGCAAUAUAUAAACAUUUAGUUUUUUUUUUUGUUUGCAACAAUUAUACAAUGCGUUUGGGUGGCGUGCUGCGUUGCCGCAGCGUUACAAAGUUACAACAAUAUGUGCCACAACACAAACCGGCUCUAGAGAAUGAUAUAAAGCGUCUCGAAGACUUUCUGCUGUCCAAACCAAAUAUUUUGGUUCUCACAGGCGCGGGCAUAUCCACAGAAUCAGGCAUACCCGACUAUCGUUCAGAGGGCGUUGGUCUCUAUGCGCGUACCAAUCACAAACCCAUACAGCAUAUUGAUUUCGUUAAAUCGAAUAAUGUACGCAAACGUUAUUGGGCUCGCAACUUUGUUGGCUGGCCAAAUUUCUCCAGCACCCAACCAAAUGCCACACAUCAUGCGCUGGCACGCUUUGAACGUGAGACACGCAUCCAAACCGUGGUCACACAGAACGUGGAUCGUUUGCAUACGAAAGCGGGCAGCAAACAAGUGACGGAAUUGCAUGGCAGCGGUUACGUGGUCAAGUGUUUGAAAUGCGAUUAUCGGAUCGAUCGCCAUGAGUUCCAGAGCAUACUCACUUCAUUGAAUCCGGCGUUUAAAGAUGCCCCUGACAUGAUACGACCCGAUGGUGAUGUGGAAAUACCCGCCGAUUAUAUUGAGAACUUUAUCAUACCCAGUUGUCCGAGUUGUGGUGGCGAUCUAAAGCCUGAAAUUGUCUUCUUUGGCGACAGUGUGCCGCGUCAGCGUCUGGACGACAUUGCUGGCAUGGUUUAUAAUAGCGACGGGUUGCUGGUGCUGGGCUCCAGUCUGCUUGUCUUCUCAGGUUAUCGCAUUGUUCUGCAGACAAAGGAUCUGAAGUUGCCGGUGGCGAUUGUCAACAUUGGCGAAACGCGUGCGGAUCAUUUGGCGGACAUUAAGAUCUCAGCCAAGUGCGGCGAUGUGAUACCCAAGCUCUUUGACUACAGAAAUAAAAAUUAGCUAAGGACGAUUGCUUGCUUAUAAUACUUGCUAUCCAUAGUGCCCGUCUGUCCAUAUAUCCGUCUGUUUUCUCUCCGUUAUAUUCUGUCAAUUUAACUAGGAACUUAUUUAUAAAAAGGGCAUUGGGUAGCGAGUUUUUGACAUUCGAGCACCCUCGAUUGAACCUUCUCACUUGUUGUAUAUAGUUGCUCCAUGAGUUUUAGUUUGUUGUCAAAUACAAUGUUGUUGAAAAUGUAUUCUCCUAAUUUUAAUUUUCUUGAAGAAGCAAACUAUUGAUAUUAUUUGUUCAAUAGUGCUCAUCCUUGAGCUGAAGUUGUUCUAGAGCUUUCUGAAGGCAUCC
Messenger RNA from Drosophila nasuta, 1325 nucleotides. RefSeq names its product NAD-dependent protein deacylase sirtuin-4 (gene Sirt4). Gene Ontology annotation, cellular component: mitochondrial matrix. NCBI's taxonomy places the organism in Eukaryota, Metazoa, Arthropoda, Insecta, Diptera, Drosophilidae. The transcript has 2 exons. The coding region runs from base 71 to 985 and encodes 304 amino acids. Gene Ontology annotation, molecular function: histone deacetylase activity, NAD-dependent; NAD+ binding. The record is from RefSeq and is a predicted model, not a curated record.